UGACCAGUAUCCUCCAAACAGUUGCCCAUCAACAGUUGCGAGUGAUUGAAGUAGUGUAGCUUUGAAUUCGCUUUUAUAUGCCAAAUAUGUGGUACAAGUAUGUAUACCUGUGGUCAACUUGUUUCAUCAUAUCUUCAGCAAAGGCAUCGCUCAAUGAGCCAAUUGUUCACACAAAAUUGGGUACUAUUCGGGGUAAAUGGCUGAGAAGUGUACGGAAUGUCGAUGUUGCUGCGUUUUUGGGUGUACCCUAUGCAGAACCACCAAUCGGAUCGCUUCGUUUCGAGAAUCCCCGGAAUUGGACUGGUCAUUGGAAACAAAUUCAUAAUGCGGUUGAAGACGGCCCGCCCUGUGUUCAACCAACCAAUGAUGGUAGAAUCAUUGGAAAGGAGGACUGUCUCUAUUUAAAUAUUUAUGUUCCUGCUAUUCCAUAUGACUCCAAACUCUCUGUCUUGGUGUUCAUUGGCGGGGAGGAUUUCAUUACUGGUAGCAACAAUAGCACAGAACUAGCGCCUGAUUAUCUUAUGGAUCAAGGCAUCAUCGUUGUAACUGUUAACUAUCGCCUGGGAAUUUUGGGUUUUCUGAGCACUGGUAAUGAGGCAGGACCCGGUAAUUACGGGGUUAAGGAUGUAUUCCUAGCGCUCCAAUGGAUACAGACCAACAUUGAGGACUUUGGUGGCGAUAUAAAUUCAGUGACACUCAGUGGAGCGAGUGCUGGUGCAGCACUGGCCCACCAUCUUGUUCUGUCUAAUCGUACCGAGGGUCUAUUCCACCAGCUCAUAACUCAUUCAGGAUCAGCACUUGCACCCUGGGCAAUGCAUCCAGCCCGAUUCGCACGAAUUAGGUAUCUCGCUGUAGCUGUCGCGAUGAAUUGCACAACUAGAGACAAAAUAAUGGAUAUCGCUUACAUGCCGACAACGCACACAUUGUUUGAGGAUAUCCAGCAAGUUACGGAGGAUACCAAAAUCUUGGAAUGUCUGAGAAAUUCCUAUGCCCACGACAUAACUGAGAAGCUGUCCCUCUUUGACGAGUGGUUUGGCAGUCCCCAUGGAAUUUUUGGCCCUACCCUUGAGCCCGACUCUGACGGAGCGUUGAUCACUAGAAAUCCUAGAACGAUCAUAGCAAAUGAGGAAUUCCGAGAUAUUCCCUGGAUCACUGGUGUUGUCUCUGACGAAGGUCUCUUAAGGGCGAUAGAGUUACAGUCUAACAACUCACUGCUAGAAGCUCUAGCAGAAAAUCUCGAAGAAGCAAUACCAAUCAUUCUCGAAAUGGAGGAAGUCGUCGCCGAUGUUUCUCUUUUUACUGAAGAGCUGAUGGAGUUUUACUUUCCCGAAGGAUUUCGGCCGAACAGAACUGAUUUUUUUGAAAAUAUUACAGCGCUCCUCGGUGAUGGUUUAUUUUAUUACUGGUCUUACGAAGGAGUGGUAACACAAGCGGAAAAAAUGAAUUCAAGUGUCUAUUCGUAUGUAUUCUCCUAUCAAGGAACGUUUUCGUCUACCUUAGAGAAUAGAAUAUCAGCAAGAUUGGGAGUAUCUCAUGGGGACGAUAUCAACUAUUUAUUUCCCUUUCUAAAUUCCCAGUUAGCCGAUUUACAGCUGUAUAACACAAUUGAGGACACAACAAUGAUUAAUAUAAUGACAGAGAUGAUAUCUUCGUUCGUAAAAAGAGGUGCACCAUUCGCCCAGCUAACACCGGAUUGGAGGCCAUAUCAAGAGGAUUUCCGAUUCAUGAGACUAGGAAUGGAGGAGAGAUCGCCGGAUAUUUCGAUGGAGAGGUACUUCCUGCCGAUCAGAAUGGACUUCUGGUACCGUCUCAUGAGCAACGUUUCCGUACCAAGGGAACAACUAUUCUUUGAGCUCUACGAGGAUGAUAGUGCUGAGGAUCUCGCCAAGGAGGAGUCAACCAAUGCAAUUUCCGGACACCCCGAAUGCAUUUCUUUUCCGUACAUCAUCCUUCUGUGUACUAUUUAUUUCCUCGUCUAGUUAUUACUACUAUUAGCUCGUGAAUGACGUCGCUGAAUGAUCCUCGAGGGUUUCGACUUCAUCUUGAAGAUCACUCAGUAAACUAAGCGAUACAAACUAUCGAUAUUAACUAUUGUUAACUAUUAGUGUUAUUUUCUCAUUCUACUCUUUUUCAUUGAAUGUUCUCAUAUAGCCAUGACACGACAUGACACCCACAUAGAUUGGAGUGAUUUAUUGACUAGAAGAAUUUACAAUAAAGGACGGAAUAUUGCUCUGGUCACUGUUGGAGUAUCUCAAAAAAGAGAGAGUUCUAAAUAUCCAAAAAAAACCGUGCAAAAUUCACAUCCAUUAUCACACACAUAACAGAGUCGUUGGAGGGGAAGCCAAUGUUCAACGAAAACUUUACAAAACUCAAACUAAUAACCGCGCUUUGUAAUCGCAUUAAAAACUUUUCUGUUACCACGGACUUUACUGCGUCACUGUACCGAGUGGGACAAAUAUACGAGUGCUCUAUCCAAGCUAUUUUAGAGUAACUGUGAGUCGAAUCAGGUGGAAUUUAUGCAUGAAUGGCACACGGUACUUUUAUUUACUUAGACCAUUGUCUGUUUUGAAAAGUAACAAAAAAGGAUUGGGAAAUAAAAAAAAAAUUGCCUGGAAAAAAAAA
Molecule: messenger RNA, 2622 nt
Organism: Diachasmimorpha longicaudata
Lineage: Eukaryota; Metazoa; Arthropoda; Insecta; Hymenoptera; Braconidae
Product: carboxylic ester hydrolase-like
Exons: 9
Coding region: 78-1979 (633 amino acids)
Source: RefSeq, a predicted model, not a curated record